Messenger RNA from Setaria italica (foxtail millet), 1119 nucleotides. Its product is annotated as acid phosphatase 1. The coding region runs from base 81 to 875 and encodes 264 amino acids. Lineage: Eukaryota; Viridiplantae; Streptophyta; Magnoliopsida; Poales; Poaceae. The transcript has 3 exons. The record is from RefSeq and is a predicted model, not a curated record.
UUGCUCAUCCGAUCCCUCAGCGCACACUGCUUUCUGAUCGAGGUCGCCUUGUUAGAGUUUCAUCAGUAACCAAGCAUGCAAUGGCGCGCUUAGCGAUGUCCGCUCGCGGUAGGCUGACGAUGCUCGUCGUCUUCUUCCUGCCAUUGCUGCACUGCGUGCUGCUGGAGGGUGCAGAGGGUGCGCCGUGGUUCUGGCGGUGGCCACCGAUAGGCGGCGGCGGCGGCGAGGACCCCUACUGCCUGAGCUGGCGCGUGAUGGUGGAGGCCAACAACGCCAAGGGGUGGCGCAGGGUGCCGGCGCCCUGCAUCGGCUACGUCCGGGGAUACAUGGCCUGGGGCCAGUACUACCGGGACGUGGGCAGCGUGGCGGACCAGGUCGCCGCCUACGCCGCCCAGAUCGUGCCCACCGCCGACGGCCUCGACGCCUGGGUCUUCGACGUCGACGACACCUGCCUGUCCAACCAGCCAUACUACCAGGCCAAGCAGUUCGGGGCGUAUGAUCCGGUGGCGUUUAAGAUGUGGGCGAGCAGAGGGGUCUGCCCGGGGAUACCUGCCAUGCAGUGGCUGUUCCAGACGCUGAGAGGCAGAGGGUUCAGAGUCUUCCUCGUGACCGGGAGGGAUGAGGAGACCCUGGCCUCGAGCACCGUCGCCAAUCUGGCCGCGGCAGGGUUCUUCGGCUACGACCGGCUCAUCAUGAGGAGCGCGUCGUACCGGGGGCAGAGCUCGGUGGCGUUCAAGUCGGCGGUGCGGAGGCAGCUGGUGGCGGAGGGUUACCGGCUCCGCGGCAACAUGGGCGACCAGUGGAGCGACCUGCAGGGCGAGUGCGUCGGCGACCGCGUCUUCAAAGUGCCCAACCCCAUGUACUUCGUCCCAUGACUCUACAGCUGCAGGCUGUUCAUGUUCAGACAUGCAGACAAAACCCGGCAAGUUCCCGGCGGCAACAAAAGUUGGGUCAUCGUCUCGAAAAGGGGCGUGGUAGGAUUGGGUUAUUCCUUUGUCUAGUAGCGGGCACGUAACUAUCCAUCAUAUGAUGCUGCUUGUCUUGUCGUCGAUGGAUGCAGUGGCAGUGGCAAGGGCAAGCAGGUUCUCUGUAGCAUUACAUCUCGUGCCGGAUUAGGAA